This is a messenger RNA of Colletotrichum destructivum, 921 nucleotides long. RefSeq names its product Putative UPF0145 domain superfamily protein. NCBI's taxonomy places the organism in Eukaryota, Fungi, Ascomycota, Sordariomycetes, Glomerellales, Glomerellaceae. The record is from RefSeq and is a predicted model, not a curated record. Bases 223 to 675 code for a protein of 150 amino acids. The transcript is spliced from 2 exons.
UCUUGUAUUCUGAGUUGUAUAAAGGAGACUGGCCGUCGCUUUUUUGUCUACGUGUUUCGUGGAGUGAGUCGCAGCAUUGCACGUCAAUCAUCAUCUCUCGCAGACAGACUUGCACGACAAGCUUCCAUUUUUGACGUUUUUGAAUACGUCUCAUAUUUCAGUCUAAGAACGAUCCUUAGACACCCCCCCUUCCUCAUCCCCGGCAACCAAGCUCCCGUCAUCAUGAACUUCAUGGGAAGGAAAAGCGACGUCAAGUCCGAGGACGUGGCCCACGUGCCGCCCGAGCUCUCCGACUUGCACUGCUUCACCGAGACCGGCGGCGUCAUCACGACGACAAUGUUCGACAUCCCCGGGUACCGCGUGGUGCGGACGCUGGGCGCAGUGUACGGCCUCUCGGUGCGGUCGCGCAACAUCGCGGCGAGCCUCGGCAUGGUGAUCAAGUCGCUGGCAGGGGGCGAGCUACGGUGGUUCACGACAAUGCUGUACAACUGCCGCAACGACGCGCUGGGCAGGGUGGUCAGCGAGUGCAAGCAGCGCGGCGGCAACGCCAUCAUCUGCCUGCGGUUCGACGCGGCGGACCUGGGUGGGUUCGCGCAGACGUGUGCAUACGGGACGGCCUGCGUCGUGGAAAAGAUUGACGAAGACGCCGCCGUCGCGCCUCAGCUUGCUUCUUAGGGAGAGAUGCGUGUCUGGGUAUGUCACGCAGGGUCUUGUUGGAGCGAAGCCUAUUUGUUUCGAGUUUGUCGUGAUUCGAUAAUGCGUGGAUUUUGGAUACUCACGUGCAUGAUACGGGGGGAGGGGGGUUGGAUACCAUCACUAGAGCUUAAAGAUCAGGUCUAUUUCGUGACGUCCGUCUCAUGUUGCAGUCGCCCGAAGAGUCGACUUGCAUCCAGUAUCCAAUCUAAACCUAUGUGUAUGUUC